Aspergillus welwitschiae is the source of this 1182-nucleotide messenger RNA. RefSeq lists its product as uncharacterized. The record is from RefSeq and is a predicted model, not a curated record. The transcript has 4 exons. Lineage: Eukaryota; Fungi; Ascomycota; Eurotiomycetes; Eurotiales; Aspergillaceae. The coding region runs from base 58 to 1125 and encodes 355 amino acids.
CGAAGUUCUUGGACCAAUCGUCUCUAGCUAAACUUCUCUCCAUCUUCACUUCGCAGAAUGCUUCAACUUGAGCCACUCAUCCCAUACACAGACCUUUGGCCGGGCGGCAUCCCAGCAUGCCUUUGUGUAGAGCCUAGCCCCAUAGAUUGGUUUGACACGGCCGAAAUAUGCAAGGGCUGGCUUCAGUUUGUGCAGGAAGAAUGGAUCGACUCAGAGAGUCUGGAUGAACAGCUCCAGCAACGCCGCCGCUUGAUGGAACGAUGGGCGUCUGCUAGUCAAGAAUUCCGUGACUCUUAUCAAGCUCGCGCGUCACUGCCUGAAACAGCCCUCGAAUAUCCUCUGCCAUUGCUUACUCGAAUACGGCAUUCUCCGAAACAUUUCUUCUGUCUCGCCCCGGUAGAUCGCGAGAAUAACGCAUCCAAUUAUGCCCGGCUCGUCAAGCUCCUAAUCCUCCUUUACGUUCAUCAAAAUGACGGGGCCCAUCCAAUGGAGCAUGAGCCUGAACCGUACCCGCAGAUCCCAGCUCUUUUCCCAGAUCUUACCAGAUCUGCACCUACACCUGAGGCCUUGAUAACGCAGUACUGCCUUGAGUCCGCGGACUUCCGCUAUCUAUCAAUGACACACGCUGGAAAAAUACUAUUCCCGGAUUUUUAUAACAAUAUUUUUAUAGUAAUCGACCAGGAAGCUUUGAACACUGGCCAGCUCAUCAUGUUCGAACUUCACUCGAACGGACAGAUCAACUCUUGUACGCGUCUGCGACCUUGGCAUACGGGCCCCAUUAUGAUGUGUCAUAACGUCUCAGGAUGGUUCUUGGAGGAGAUGAUAGAUCCGCGGAUACACCCCCAUUAUCUCUUCAAAAACAUCCCCCUGAACUUGGAUAUGCCACUAGUCGACAUUCUGGACACAGCUCAGCAGAAUGGCGAACUCAGGUUCACUAGAUAUACUCGGGAUGACUGGGCAGCGCAGCUCGAGAUUUUCGCGCCCGGGUACCUCGCCCUGGAAAGGCAGGGAUUGGAGAUGAACUAUGAUCUUGCGAAUUUGUGGAGUGACCUUCAGGGCUACCAGCAUUGGGUUCCUCCAGGAAAAUACCCGCCUGGGGCCAGGCGCCGUGAACAUGGGCAAUGAAUGGGGGGUACUCACUAUGCCCCUUUAUUUUUCGCAUACUCUGAAUAUAUUGUGACA